UCUACUAGAAAUUGAUGAAAUUAGGUUUAUACUAAAUUCACUUGCUAUAACUGUUGAAAAUCCAAAAGGUCUUAUGCAAAAAAUUUGGAUCUGGCUAAUUUUAUUAUGUUGUUUAAGAGGUGGAGAUGCAAAAAGAUUAAAAGCAUCUUGGCUUAAAGAACUAGAUAAUAGUGGUAUGUUGCUUGAACUGCCUAAAGAAAAAAACUAUGCAAAAGGAAUUAAAGAUCUAUAUGCGGAAUUUGGAA
Cetraspora pellucida is the source of this 245-nucleotide messenger RNA. The record is from the annotation of a GenBank genome assembly. NCBI's taxonomy places the organism in Eukaryota, Fungi, Glomeromycota, Glomeromycetes, Diversisporales, Gigasporaceae.